UCGCCAUAUUUACAUCUUCCAGUGUUUCAGCAUUCUAGACUUCCCCUUCUAAACAAAGAUCAGUUUUCACCAGCAGGUAGACCAGGCCACGUACAACUAUCAGAGAACAUAAAGAAAGUGCUCGUCCCUGCGCGAUUGCGCACAUCGAUCCAAAGUCCAGUGAAUCGAAGCCCUCGAGUACGCGUAGUAUGUGACUCGAAGGAAAUGCGCGUAAAAGUUCCCAAAUUCAUUUUGGGAUCUGGGGUACCGCAGUAUGAAGUGAAACUUGAAACAUGUAAUAUAAGCAGAUCGGCAAAGCACUAUAUUUUCUUUUAUUUUGAUAUGCGCUGAUGCGGUACCAAAAGGGAGAUAAUAAAUAACAAAUUGGUGUAUUCGAACACACUCCACUACACCCUCGUUGCGACUAAGGGGUCGAUGAGAAGUGUCUAUGUCCUUAUACAGUGUCAUUUCAACAGAUUCCACUACUCUUACAAAAUUGGUUUUCUGCCAUAUAUUGAAACACAGCGACUUUUCAAGCCCAUGAAAACCAAGGGUAGCAUCACACUGACACCAUGCGAUGCCCAGUGGAACAGGCUAUCCCCCUCUGAGGGUUACACCAUCGGUCACCCCAUGUACUUUGAAGCCAAGGUUCCCUCUGUCGCAGAAGGUGAAAGGUUGUUUGUGCAUUCCUGCCAUGUGAACAUGAACAGCUCUCUCUUCUCCAUGCCACAAGUUAUCAUCAUAGACAACUAUGGGUGCAUAAUUGAUAGCAAGAACAAUAGUCGGUCAAGAUUCAUAGAGAGCACGAAGAAUGUUGUGAGGUUUUCUGUGGAAGCCUUUGUGUUCCAAGGAAGCCUUACAAAGCAUCUGUACAUGCAUUGUGAAAUGUCUGUCAAGAGUGAAAUUCCAACAGCAACUUCCAAGUUCUGUACUUGUAACCAAAACAAAAACAGAUGGGAAGAGCUCUACGGUUUCAACACAGUCUGCUCUUGCUGCAGCUCAACAUGUCUCUAUAGUGCCCCCAUUGCAUUCAACAAAACCAUCAGUAGCGAGAGCUGGUCCAUGACUGGAGAAGAGGAUGCUGGGGACGGAGACACUGCGAUCGCAUGGGAGAAUCGCCUGAGUGCAGUGCCAGAAUGGCAAACAAAUGAGUCACAUGUGUUCAAGGAGAUGUUUGGGUUGAACUGAGGGCUAAUAGGAUUGUGGAUCCAAA
Messenger RNA from Electrophorus electricus (electric eel), 1192 nucleotides. RefSeq names its product zona pellucida glycoprotein 3d tandem duplicate 2 (gene zp3d.2). Lineage: Eukaryota; Metazoa; Chordata; Actinopteri; Gymnotiformes; Gymnotidae. The record is from RefSeq and is a predicted model, not a curated record. Gene Ontology annotation, cellular component: extracellular matrix. Gene Ontology annotation, biological process: egg coat formation; positive regulation of acrosome reaction; binding of sperm to zona pellucida. Gene Ontology annotation, molecular function: acrosin binding.